Molecule: messenger RNA, 2906 nt
Organism: Triplophysa dalaica
Lineage: Eukaryota; Metazoa; Chordata; Actinopteri; Cypriniformes; Nemacheilidae
Gene: wasf1
Product: WASP family member 1
Exons: 10
Coding region: 355-1992 (545 amino acids)
Biological process (GO): positive regulation of Arp2/3 complex-mediated actin nucleation; actin cytoskeleton organization
Cellular component (GO): cytoskeleton
Molecular function (GO): Arp2/3 complex binding; actin binding; protein kinase A regulatory subunit binding
Source: RefSeq, a predicted model, not a curated record
CAAUUAUCGCCUCUGUCUCCACACGAACGCAACACAGCCCGGUUGCGUACGGGUUGCUGUCUUUUAUGUAUUUUUACUAAUCGGCUGCCGUGAAGAGGAACAUAACCGUGCGUUUUUGACAUUAAAACGGCUAUAUACUCACACCGGACCCCUUUUGAUGCGCAGACCGUGCGUCUGUCCCGCGGUGGUCUCUUUCCCAGGAUUCACACUAGCUGUAUUCAGUACUGUAACGUUAUGUGGGAAAUGACCACUGCUCAACACUGAGGAAUUAUUAAGGAAUAAACCGCAUUCUUCAAAUCAUGGACACAUUUGAGUGAAUUACAUUUCGUUCAGGUGUGGUGGCAGUGAGACAGGAUGCCGCUGGUAAAGCGCAGCAUCGAACCGCGUCACCUGUGUCACACGGCUGUGCCGCACGCCAUUAAAAAUGAACUGGAGUGUGUGACCAACAUCUCGCUAGCCAACGUCAUCCGACAGCUCAGCAGUCUCAGUAAAUAUGCAGAGGAUGUGUUUGGAGAGCUCUUUAAUGAAGCACAUGCCUUCUCCUUCAGAGUGAACGCACUUCAGGACAGAGUCGACCGCCUGUCAAUCAGUGUCACUCAACUCGACCCCAAAGAAGAGGAGUUGUCUCUUCAGGAUAUCACCAUGAGAAAAGCUUUCCGCAGCUCCACCAUUCAAGAUCAGCAGCUGUUUGAGCGUCUGUCUCUGCCGAUCCCCAUGAAGGAGACGUAUGAGGUGUGUGAGGAGCCGCCGCCACUCAACAUCCUCACACCCUACAGGGAUGAUGGGAAGGAGGGUCUGAAGUUCUACACCAACCCGUCGUUUUUCUUUGACCUGUGGAGAGAGAAGAUGCUGCAGGACACUGAGGACAAGAGAAAAGAGAAGAGGAAACAGAAGUUGCAGGAUCACCAGAUGAAUGAUCAGGUCUAUAAAUAUUUAGAUCUUCCUGUGCAGCAGAAGAACAUCGACAGGCCUCAUGAUCUAGAGAAAGUCCCGCGAGCUCCUCACGAUCGUAAGAAGGAUUGGCAGAAGAUGGCGUUAGGGGCGGAGCUUGCUGACGAUGAUAUGGAUGACAGACAGAAAGACACCAACGGCUCGGCAACAUACCAGGACGGCAGGCAGGUGUAUAUCGAUCAUUUGGACGGCUCGUUCUCUCUGGCGGCUUUACCGUACUCACAGAUGAAUGAACUUCUGAACCGGACGGGAGACAGAGCGUACGGACGCCCACAUGAGCCGCCUCCUCCUCCACCCACAUAUCCACCUGAUAUCAAAUCAGCCUCUGUACUCAGCUCAGGUUUCUCCGACAGCAUCACACAGUCUCCGGCUCGCAUGCCAGUCUUCCUCAACCCAAAUGCCCCGCCCCCAGCACCUCCACCUUUGCCCCCACCCCCUCCACCUCUUCCCACCUCUGCUGGCCAAUCAGGUUCCAGAAUGCGCAGUACAGCCCCUCAUACCAUUCCCCCCCUCCCGUCACAGCAGCCUCUUGCUAUCCCCCCUGCUCCCGCCCCCCUCCAGAUCGCCCCUGGAGUCCUACACCCCGCCCCCCCUCCAGUGGCUCCACCCCUUCACUCGUCACCCGCCCGCAUACCGCAGGAUAGAGGCCCGCCCUCCAGCGGAGAUGGAGCCGUUCUGCCUCCGCCCCCUCCUCCUCCUCCUCUGCCGCUGCAAGGCAACAGAAGCCCCUCCCAUCCCUCGACCACGCCCAAGAUGCCCUCCUUUCCUCCGGGAGCCGUGUCUUCACCACCCGCCCAUUCUGGUCACGAGGGCAAGAGGUAUCCCUCCAACCUGCCGCCAAUCACCGACGCCCGCAGCGUCCUAUUGGAGGCCAUCCGUAAAGGUAUUCAGCUGAGGAAGGUGGAGGAACAGAGGGAACAGGAGGCCAAACACGAGCGUGUGGGCAAUGACGUGGCCACCAUCCUCUCUCGCCGCAUCGCCGUGGAGUACAGCGACUCUGAGGACGAAUCUGAGUUUGAUGAAGUCGACUGGAUGGAAUGACAGAAAGAUCUCCGUUCCAUCUCUUCAGGGAACAUCAAGACUGACGGCUCAGGCUCCCAGAAUGCUUUGCUGUCACCUUAUUUCUUACCACAUAUUCCACCUGCGAGGUCGACUGCUGAGUGAACGUCGACGUCAUCCUUCUUUCAUCUUCAUUCUGUCGUUAAGAUCUCGUCUGAUCAACUCAACUCAACUUUUAAUAUCAUUACAGCACUUCUCAUGGCUUCUCAUACGGUUCUGACGGGAAAAAAAUUAACGAAUCUCAGGAUGAAACACACACACACCCGGGACACAUUUCAGUCCAAAAAAAGGAGACGAAAAGAAAGAAAUGAAGCAUAUUUUAAGGCCAUUACCAAUUUUGGCAUUGUGACAUUUUCAUCUUAAAAUGAUCAGAAAACAUAAUACAGUACUGUAUCUCAUGGAUUAAAACAGACGAACAUUGUUUUAAUAUUCUCGUCAUUCAGAAUCCAGUUAUGUGGUCAUUAUCUUGAGGAGUUGUGUCCUUUCAAAAUCUAUUUUAAGACGUGACUGUACUUUUCAAACAUUUCCUAUAAGUGUCUAGCGUGAACUGUAAUUUAUUCCAUUUCUCCAUUUAAAAAAGUUUGCCAAACAUAAAACCAGAGCUUGUCCGUGACAUUAUGUCUCAUGUUUGAAAGCUGAUGGUCUUUACGUUGAUGUCCGGUCUGAAUGAACUCACCUUCUCUUUUGUCUGCCUUAUGGUUUUGUAUAAAUGUUGAGGAGUUGAAUGUAUUGUUCUCUGACUUCUGCCUGCAUUUCCCAGCAUUCGCUGUUUCUAUGUUUUAAACCGGAAAAAAAGAAACAGAAAGAAAAGUGAAACAUGAUUUAAAAUACUGUAAGCCGUGUAAUGUAUGUAACUGUUUGCUUGAAUUAAUAAAAAUUCAACUUUAAGGUUCUAA